Messenger RNA from Aspergillus nomiae NRRL 13137, 5598 nucleotides. Its product is annotated as proteasome component (Ecm29). The record is from RefSeq and is a predicted model, not a curated record. Gene Ontology annotation, biological process: proteasome assembly. Gene Ontology annotation, cellular component: cytoplasm; nucleus. Bases 1 to 5598 code for a protein of 1865 amino acids. NCBI's taxonomy places the organism in Eukaryota, Fungi, Ascomycota, Eurotiomycetes, Eurotiales, Aspergillaceae. The transcript is spliced from 4 exons. Gene Ontology annotation, molecular function: molecular adaptor activity.
AUGGCUUCACAAUCCACGUCAGCAAGUUCUGAGGCUCGCGAGCUGAAUUUAGUAUCCAACGUCGAAUUUAGAAUCGCGUUAGCAGAUACAGAUGAGAAACUUGAUGUUUUGCUCAAUAAAUAUCUGGCUCCUUUACUGCUAAAGUUAGGCUCUGAGAGCCUUGCAGUCCGCAACAAAGUAAUUGCUGUGUGUCAGCAUAUCAACAACAGAGUGCAAGCUCCGUCUAUUAAGCUUCCAGUUGCAGCUUUGCUGAAGCAAUUUAAGGAACAAAAGUCCAAGCUCGUUAGACACUUCGACUUGAUCUAUAUUCAACAAGGCAUUGAUCGCUUGGGAGCCAAUGCAAGGAUUGAGAUUCUGCUUCCAUUGCUCCAAGGGAUUUCUGAAAUUGGAAUAUCGACCGACGACCAAGCGGCUGUUGUGUUUAACCUUGUCUUACGACUUUUACCUCUCCUGAAGCUUCCGCCGAAGGACAGCACCGAAGACAUACAACUUAAAACUCGACUAGGUCUAUCCGACAAGGACACUAAGUUCUUGUCCUCAUGGUUUGAAAAAUUAUUGAUUCUCUUCCCUGCGGAUAAGAACGCCUCAACUUGUCCGGGUUUAUCCCCAGCAGAAUACGCGUUCCUCAACAAGGGUGCUUCCGUAUCCGAAACAUGGAACUCGUCUUCACAUGGGGGGUUGAAUCUUACCGAGACUAAAGCUACGGCUCUAAGGUUUCUCGGUAGCAGAGCCUUCACAGACUCAGAGCGCUUUUUCCCUGCUCUGGUGGCGUCUGCGGACCCAAAUUCCCGCCUGGCUGAUCUUGGCGAGGAAAUAUUGAAGCGCUUCAUACCAGCUCUUGAAGAUACAGAUGUUGUAAAUCGACUGUUUACCUUGUACUUCGGUUCUGUGAAACCUGAUGGCGCAACCCCGGCGCGCACUGCUCUACGAAUCAAGAUUCUAGUUCACUUGGGAAGAUCAAUCAGGGCUACGACAGAGACAGCUAAUAUCCUCAGGUUGAUCGAAGAGGGUCUUCUCUCGGAUGUUGCAAGAUCUUCACAAGGAUUGCAGGCUUCGAAGUUGCGAACGCAGAUCUUUAGUUUUACCACGUGGGUUGUUCGCAUCGGAUCCCCCACGGACCUCAGGCAAAUCGCGCCGAAGGUUAUAGCAGGCCUUAGAGACUUUAUUCAAUCUCAAGGGUGGCCGAGCCCAGGGUCCAGUGGACAGAGGCUGCCUGCAACGGACCUAAGCUUACGAGGUCUUGCUUACGAGAGCAUCGGUAUAUUGGUGCCGAAGGUAGAUUUUCAAGUACAAGAGGAGCAAAAUGCUAUCUCGGGCUUCGAACUCAUUAGGUGGCUUUUCAUAUCAUUAGGCUCUGAUGAUUCCAGCGCACAGAUCUUUGUGAGUAUUGAACAAGCAUUAGGAAGCAUUCUUAACUCCUCGGUGGAUAGCUGGGAUACAGAGUUUCAAGAAAGUUUGCGACCUUUUUUGCUUCGUCAGAUGAACAGCCUUCCGGGGGAAGAGGACUCUGUAACUGGGUUCAAGAUUGUUCGUCGAACUCAGUAUGCCGCUGUACGUUUCUCCAAUAGGUUCUUGCCAUAUAGCGAUGUCGUGGCUCGCUGGAUCGAUCUCAUGGCCGUGGCAUGCGGGUCUGAAAGGCAUCAGGAAGUCAUAGAAGAAGGCAAGAAAGGGCUGCACCCUUAUUGGUAUCGUCUUCUAAACCCAACUAAAGACAAGAUAUGGUUUACAUCAGUGACAGCUGACUCACGCUCUUCAUGGUUUAAAUUUCCGAGUUUUUCAGAGGCAGCGCGCUUUCUCCUGGGUUCGACUGCGUCCACUGUUGUGCCAGGUCUUUCUGCACCAGAGAUAUUGUCAGGUCCCUAUAAGAAGGCCUUCAUCUACACAAACACUUUUCUUCGCAACAUAUUGCUUUGGGAGUCAUUCUUGGGUUCGAAUAUAAGCACAGAAAUAGAGCAAGAUUGGGAUAUCAAAUUGGACGUGCUUCUUACAUCCGAUGAACAAGCGCGUGCUCUCUCUGGCCUUAGCGGCGGGGCUCAAAAAGGCCUGUCGCAGUGCGGAGAAGACUUCAUCGGUAUUUGCUCUUUAGCUUCGAACGACAUCGUUGAGCCCAUGGUAUCGAAGGUGGCCACGUUGAAAAAUUCCCUCUACAGUAAUGAUCAAGAACUUCAGAACCUGGCAGCACGCGCACUUGGAAUUCUCGCCUCUCACUCUGCAUUUUCGGAAAAUAACUUGAGGGAAUUCCUUUCAGAUCUCUCAGUUCCCAUAGGGAGUUGGAAAUUUGCCAUUGGUGAAGUUGUGCUUAGAGUUCGGGGCGCAGUCCUUGCACUAGCGUAUAUCUUGAGCCGACUGGCAUUCCGCAACUCUUUAUAUAAAGCACCCGAAACAACUGUCAACCUAUUCAUUCGCACGAUUUUUGAUAUUAUUAGGGACGCACGCGAUUCUUUGCUUCGACAGUCCGCACAGGUUGCCAUCGGGCAGUUGAGUCUUUCCGGAGUUUUGUCUACGACAGUACUUUCAAACGAUGAGUGGGAGACGAUCAACGAUAAGUUGAAGCCGGACGCAAAGGCCGAGAGUGAAAUAGCGAUCACAGCAAUGGGCCUCCUAUCUUUGUCAUUUUCGAAGGCUGGCCAUAAAGACCCGCAGUUCACUAACUUCUUGAACUCCUUGUACGACCUACAUGAAAUCCGUAGCCCAGAAACACAUUUCACUGUCGGCGAGGCUUUGAGUGGUGCUGCAGCGGGAUGGACCUCUAAGUCUAUGGCCACGGAAUUUGACGUCGACGAAAAGCUCCCCACAUGGCAACUCUCUGAUACGGUAUUAGCCGAAAUGUGCGACAAGAUCAUUACUGAUUGCGGUGCAUCAAAGCCUUCUCUGAGAAAAGCGUCUUCCAUAUGGCUACUAUGCCUGGUGAAGAAUUGUGGUCACCUACAACAAAUGCAGACCCGCCUGCGUAAAUGUCAAAGGACAUUCACACGUUUGCUCGCGGAUAGAGAUGAAGUGGUGCAAGAGACCGGGGCCCAAGGCCUAAGCCUUGUGUACGAUAUCGGUGACCAGACGCUAAAGGAUGACUUGGUACGCGACUUGGUGGACUCUUUUACGGCAGCUGGCUCCAAUCUUGGGGGAGGUAAAGUCAACGAAGAUACCGAACUAUUCGAGCCAGGUGCUCUACCAACUGGAGGCGGGUCAUCAGUCAAUACUUACAAAGAUAUUAUGAACCUAGCCUCUGAGGCUGGCGACCCCACACUUGUGUAUCGAUUCAUGUCCCUGGCUUCGAACAAUGCCCUUUGGACCAAUCGUGCAGCAUUUAGCAAGCUGGGUAUUAGCACUAUAUUCUCCGAUUCAAGCGCCAAUGGUUACCUAGCCAAGAAUCCCAAAAUUUACCCGAAAUUGUUUCGCUACCGGUUUGAUCCGAAUCCAAAUGUACAGCGGUCCAUGAACACAAUAUGGCAGGCGCUGGUCAAGGACCCUACUACAAUUAUCAGUGAUCAUUUUGAUGAAAUUAUGGACGAUCUGUUGAAAAGCAUGCUGAUCGGUCGGGAGUGGCGCGUUCGACAGGCAAGUUGUGCUGCUAUUGCGGAUUUAAUUCAAGGGCGACAACCAGAGAAAUACUCUAAUUAUAUGGAGGAAAUCUUUCUAAAAGCGUUCAAGCUUGUAGAUGACAUCAAGGAGUCAGUUCGAGCGGCUGCUCUGAAACUUUGCCAGACAAUAACCAACGCAGUGAUCCGUACUCUGGAAACAAGCUCUACCGAGACAAAACGAGCAGAUACUAUGCUAGCGGGCACUAUUCCCUUUUUAUUGAGUGACAAGGGUAUGGAAUCUGAUGUUCAAGAGGUUCAAGGAUUUGCUAUUGGAGCUUUAAUCCAGAUAAUAAAGAAAAGUCCUGGUCAGCUGUUGCGCCCAUUUGUUCCCUGCGUGAUGGAACAAUUCUUGAACUCUCUAAGUUCCCUAGAGCCACAAGCAGUCAACUAUGUCCAUCUCAAUGCGGACAAGUAUGGAUUAACAGGCCAAGAGAUCGACAAAAUGAGGCUGUCCAGCAUACGCACAUCUCCAAUGAUGGAAGUUAUUGAGCGAUAUCUGAUAGAUAUGCUCGACGAAACUAGCCUGAAGGAAUUCGCUGAUAGUCUGGAGCGCGUGCUUCGCUCUGCAGUUGGACUUCCAACGAAAGUGGGCUGCAGUCGUGUACUAGUUCUCCUGAGUAUGAGAACAGUCCUAUUCCGCCCUUAUGCGGAUCGUUUUAUCAAGCUUCUUGUAAAAUACGUCGUUGACCGCAACGACACGGUCAGUGCAUCUUAUUGUACAUCAAUAGGCUACCUCAUGCGACUAGCUUCAGAUGACCGAGUGCUAAAAACAAUUGAACAUGCGAAAACUCUGUAUCUGAUUGCAGAAGACGCAAAUCAGCGAAUCAUCGCAGCGGAAAUUUUACACUCCACAUCUAAGUUGUCCAACGACCGAUUCAUGGCAUUUGCCGCGACUGCCUUACCUUUCAUAUUUGUUUCCAAGUACGAUACUGAUGAGCACGUCCAAGAAGCAUUUGAGAAGACAUGGCAGGAUAAUGUGGGCGGUAAUCGUGCGGUAUCGCUAUAUAUAAAAGAAAUUACCAGCCUUGUUUCAGACAAUCUCGAUUCUCCUCGCUGGAUCAUCAAGCAUACUGCAGCAUUGGGGUUUGCGAACGGCAUCAUGGCACUUGAUUCCGAACUGGAUAUUGCUACUAGCGAGUACCUAUGGCCUGUUCUGGAGAAAGCAUUGGCUGGGAAAACAUGGGAUGGUAAAGAAGUUGUUGUGAAAGCUUUUGUGAAAUUCACCAGCCAAGCAAAGAAUCUAUGGCUACAGAAGCCUCAAGCUGGUGAUACAAUGAAGGCAAUCGCAAUCAGGGAGGCUAAACGGAUUAACCCAACAUAUCGCCCACAUGCUAUCACUGCUUUUGGUGGGAUUGCUCAAGCGCGCCAAGACCUCAAUUUGAUGUCAGAUGCUGUUGAUAUUGUUUCUCGGGUACUCAGUGAAUUUGACGAGGGAGAGGACUCGAUGGACAUCGACUCGGGCAACGGUCAAAAGAACAAGUACUGCCUUGGCACCCCUUUAUCCUGUCAAUGGCUAACCACCAAUAGACAAACCCGAGAGGAUAUUUUGGUGGCUUGUGUCAAAUGCCUCUUGCAAUGUAUCAAUCUAACAUGCGCGGCAUCGGCUGAAGCUACCAACAGCUAUGUGUCAGAAGUAAAGCGUCUUUUGCACGAAACAUUGGAUAAUGGAGGCAGAAAUGUGCAGAUUGCGCUGUACGAGGAACUUCGCAUGCUCUUCAGUAGAGCAGCAACAAAGGCUUUAGAAUCACACGGCGAGAAACCUAAGCUGCGCGAACUGCAAAAAUCCUUGGCGGCCCUGGUAGGCGAAAUGUUGUCUCGCCAGGUAGAUGUAACUGCCGAAGCAAUCCGACGAGAACGUGCGCAGGCUGCAAUGUCAUUCAUUACGCUCUGCAAACAACUCGAUAUUGGGCCUGAUAUCGAUGGAAAACUGUGCGGGCUGCUGAAGACCUGGAGGGAGGGCGAAAGAUCUGGGCCGGUGCAGCAAGUCCUAGGCCAAGCCUUGGAAAGACUCAUGCAAUGA